CUCAGUGAUGGAAACAAGCGCUGACCAUGGCGAGAAUGGCGGAGUAUUCAAAGGAUUUCAUCAUUUAAUGUUUUGAUGAUGAAAUUAUAAGGUUUAUUUAUAAUAUUACAUCAAUAUAUUUAGACGUUUAUAUGCUGACAAAUCAUUUUUAAAAACUUUAACACGGAUUUAAGAAAAUUUUGUUAGUACUGAAUUGUUUCAAAUUUUAUUUUAGUCAAAUGUUCGAAUAUUUUGUCAAGGUUCUAGCUGACCGGUUUCUACAGUUUACGUCGCUUUGAAGCACUUGAGUUUAACUGGAAGAAGAGUCGAUUAGAUUAAAAACUGAAGUAAAGGUAAUAACUUUUAUAUCACUAUGUGAAUUGAAUGAAAUAUUUGUGUUAAAUUAAACACUGUCCAGUGAGCUUGUGCAUGAAUUGAAUUCCACAAUUGAUUGAACUGAAUUGAAACCGUGCAAAGUAUAGUUAAGCGCAUUGUGAUACAAUAUUGAGCAAUUUCCUUGAGCAGGAAACCUAUCAUAUUGUUGAUGACUCUGACUGAAAGUAGCACAGAGAAUACCUACCCUGGUUUCAGUGGUAUUUAAUAAUAGCGACAAGUGCAACAACCACAUAAAAACAAUCAAUAUAACAAAACAUGCACACAAAGCAACAUGGUGAGGUUUUCAAGUGGUCAUAUUAAUACUUGUAUAAAAUCAGACGAGUGACAUGCAUACCCACCCAUCACAUUAUCAUGCAACAACAAUCAAUUAACAAACUGCCAAUCACAACACAAUUGACACAACAUGACAAGUUUUUUAAAAUAUCCACCAAUAUCUAAAUUCACAUUAUAAGACGGAAUCAUUUACAGUAAGUCGAAAAACUUGUCAGGUAUUGUUGACAUCUGUACUGAUACUAGAAUUUCUGAGGGAGAAUAUAUCUCCCACAGGACCCCCUAGAGGUCUGUCACACCUGUGGUGUGAUGUGAUGCUUAUCUGUUCAAAAACCUGUUAUCCCUCCCACUCACAAACCCCUGAAAUACCUGGAAUAAGGGUUUCAGUGCCGGAUUUACCAUAUGGCAGAAGCGGCAUAUAUGCCACGUACCCCACGCUUUUGUGGGCCCUGCGCUUACUCUCUUUUAUUUUUUUCAGAUUUUUUUGUUCCCUGUUUCAGCGCGGGGCCCAAAUAGUGCGCCAGUGCGGGGCCCCAAAGAGCCCAAGUCCCCCAGAAAAUGCUAGGCCCCAAAAAAGCGGGGCCCCAAAUGUUUUUUUUUGUUCCCUGUUUCAGUAUUUCAGCGCAGGGCCCCAAAGAACCCAAGGUCCCCAGAAAACAUCAUAGGCCCCAACUGAUUUAAGAAUCCAGGCCCCAAAAUGCAGAGUUCGUUCCCUGUUUUAGCGCGGGGUCCAAACAGCGCGGGGCCCCAAAGAGUCCAAUGCCUCCAAAAGCAAACCCCAAAAUAAAAAAAACGUGAGGCCCCAAAGUUUAAAAAGCGAGGUUCCGAAAGCAGGGCCGCAAACAAAAUUUUUUGUUCCUUCUUUGGGCGAGGGGCUCCAAAAAGCGAUCGUGAGGCAAAAAAAUCAUAUAGGGUUCAGAAAAUUUCAAAAUUUGCAGUAAACUGUUAAAUACUAAAAGAUUGCUGAAUUUUGUGGAAGGCAGCAGAGGUUUAUAUGGACACUAUCAUGUUUAGUUAUUUUUCCCCUUUUAAAUAAUAAUAAUGUUAAUAAUGGUAUAAAUUGGGUUGAAUUUCAGUUCGAUCAAAUGGACCAUUUGCAUUAUAGACUAAAUUUUGAUCUAAACAAGUCUAAUAGACAAAAAUUUCAUCACAGCUUGAAAGAGCAUCACAAAAUUAGUGAUAUUCCAAAGUUUCGUUGCGAAAUGUUGUAAAAUGCGGAUAAUAUAGCCUUGCGAAGUUUGCCGUUUUCGGUCAUUUUGCAUUACGCGGGGGAAAUUGACAGCCCAAUACCCUUUGGGGCUGUCAAUUUCCCGUUACUUUGUAAUGUAAAAUGACUGAAAAACGGCAAACUUCGCAAGGCUAUAUAUUAUCUAUAUAAUAUAUUAUCCACAUUUUACAACAUUUCGCAACGAAACAUUGGAAUAUUACUAAUUUUGUGAUGCUCUUUCAAGCUGUGAUGAAAUUUUUGUCUAGACUUGUUUAGAUCAAAAUUUAGUCUAUAAUGCAAAUGGUCCAUUAUUGAUGUAUAAUUCUUUCUUUUUUUGUAAAUACACAGGAAAUUUUUCAAUGCAUGAAAUACAAAAGGAUAUAUUUUAAUCUUACUGAAAUCAGGGUCUAAAAUGCAGUUGGGGGGUCAAGGGGCCCUGCUCCAAUAAUAUGCCACAGCCCUGAAGGGUUUCAUGAUUUUUAAUCUGGCCCUGAAGGGUUUCAUGAUUUUUAAGGACCAUGUCAAGUCUGUUCUGCGCAUCAGUUCUGCUCAUCAGUUCUGCUCAUAACAAAGGGGGACCCACAGAUAUAAACAUUGCCCAAAUUUUGCAUCUUUUGAACUUUUUUGAAUUGAAACGUACUCUAGUUUAUAUUCAUUUACAAUAUAGCGAACCAGAAAAGUGUUAAAUAUUCAGUUAGUAUGACUUAUUUUACAACUAUAGCAGUUCAAAAUGUAAACAAAGGAUUUGUUUACAUUACGGACUUGACAUGGUCUUUAAGGUUUAUUGCCAUUAUAGAUUUCACCCUAACCUCAAAUAAGAUGGAAAUCCAAUCAGAAAAUUUAAAUUAAACUUUGUCUAAUAUACAGGUUUUUCCUACUUUUCUUCAACUUUCCUACUUUUCCUAUUUUUUAUUAAAAAUUGCUUGAUUUUCCUACUUUUUCCUACUUUUUCUCAUAAAAUCCUACUUUUUUAAGACAGCUUGGGGAAUCGGUAUGUUAUAGCUCUCGUAAUUUGAUCUAUAGGACUCGUAAUUUUUAUUUCCUAUUUGUGUCCCAGAUCAUAAGAUCUCAGGAGAAGAAGUACAUUUUCCGAGUAUAAAAUUUCAUAGCAUCUCUAGAAUCAUAAUUAAUCAAUAAAUUAAUGAAGACUCCCCCCCCCCCCCCCAAUCGAAAAGAGCUUCCUACAGCCCUGAUACAUGCUCCUGUCGCAGUGUGGAUUGGUGCAUUGUGUAGCCCAAUGCAUGCAUUUAAAUUGUGUUGCUGCAGAGCAGAUGCCUUAGCUUUUAUACCUAUACAAUUUAAAAGUUUUGAGAAAAAAAUCCUGCAUAGAUGAAUGAGUACAUAAAAAUAUUGAGCACCAAAAAUUCACACAACUUCCCCAUCAGAUAUCUAAUGGUCUACCCCUUAACACAUAUAUCCUAGGUGGCCAAUUUUGUAUAUUUUUGUGUUAUUUGCAUCUCCAAAACUCCUACUUUUCUCCUACUUUUCUACACAUUUUCCUACUUUAUUCCUACUUUUCCUAAAAUUCUAGUCCUACUUUUCUCCUACUUUUCUACACAAGGAUGCCAGAAAGCCUGUACAGGGUGUAUUUAAAAAAAACUACUGAUCUGAACAGAUUUGAAGUUGCUCUCAAUUUCGCAAAACAGCUAUUAGUAUCUGGUUUUUGAUAUAUAUAUAUAUAGUUUCUUUGGGUACUUAUACAGGGCCGUAGCUUAAGACACGAUAAUGGGGGUAUAUUCAUAUAUUCAUGUUUACAUACCGUAAAAAACAAUCGAUUUCAAAAGAAAUCUGUCGGGCAGAACACGAAUAUAUGAAUAUACACACCCCAAUUAUCGUUCUAGCUACGGCCCUCACUGUACUUAUAAUGUAGAAUAAUUAUGAAAAAAAAUUCUCAAACUCAAAUUUUGUAAACCAGGGGUGGGGGGUGUUUUUCCAACAAACUAAAAAUGGCUUGCGCGUGAAAUUUAAAAGCUUUAAUCGUAUUUUGAAUUGAUGGAUGAAAAAUUUGUUGGGUUUUUAAUUACUGUACAAAAUUUCAGACCAUUUACUUUAGUUUAAGCUUUAGUUUAAACUAUUCAUUUUUUCCUAAAAAAUCAGCCUUUCGCAUGCUUAAUAUUAUAAUGCCUUUACCUAAAUUUGCAUAUUGCUGACAUAAGCAAAUUAGGCAAACGCAUUAAUUAAUUAAUUAAUUAAGCAUGCAAGAGGCUGAUUUUUUAGGAAAAAAUGUAAGUUUGUGUGAAUAGUUAAAGGGCUUAAACUGAAGCAAAUUUUCUGAAAUUUUGUACAGCAAUUAAACACCCAACACAUUUUUCACCCAAUUUUUAACUCAAAAUACGAUUAAAGCUUUUAAAUAAAAUCUUGUGCACAAGCCAUUUUUAGUUUGUUGGAAAAAAACACACACCCCUGCCCCCGGUUUUCAAAAUUUGAGUUUGAGAAUUUUUUUUCAUUAUAUUAUAAUUCUGCAUUAUAAGUACCCAAAGAAACUAUAAUAUAUAUCAAAAACUGGAUACUAAGACCACAUAAAAAAAUGUGUCCUAUUUUUAUGUGUCCUAUUUAGCUGUUUUGCGAAAUUGAGAGCAAUUUCAAAUCUGUCCAGUUUUUGUAUACACCCUGCAUAGUUCAAAUUUAUUCACAUUGAUGAUUCAAUCAACAAAUUAUCACUUUAAACCAGAGGUUUGCUUUUUACUUUUAAAGCAAGGGAAUUAAUGGAAUUUGCAGAGGUACAAUAUUUGAAAUUUAUAAUAGCACUGUAAUCUUGUAUGUGUAGCCAAAAUUACUUUGAGAUCAUUCUAAAAUGUUGUCAUUAUAUAAGCAUAAGUUCAUAACCCAUGCGAUUAUGUUUGAGAGUGCUCAAAUAUACCUGUCACGUUUUCGGAAGAGUUACUAUUUUUAGACUUUUGUAAUUUUGUAUCUUUUGUAUUUUAAACUUAACCCUACCCUAAGUCUAAUCCUAAUCUUAAUCCUAACUCUAAUCCUAACCCUAAUCUUAAUCCUUUCCCUAAUCUAAACUAAACCCUAAUCCUUACGACCUUACUCGAAAGUCUAAAAAAUAGUUAACUGUUCCUAAAUUGUGACUCGUAUGAAAAUUUUGGAUUAGAUAAUGCUUGUUGUCUGAAGGAUUUUCAGGUACAUGUUGAAUACACAGUACAUCAGUCAUCAGUGUGGAAAAUACUUGAAACAGUUCUGUUCUGAGCAAAUGCCUUCAAGGGUUUCGCAUACAUACAAUUUUGAUGUGAUUUGACACAGACAAUUUACUCAUAGUGACAUAGUCACUGUGACUAUUGUUGAAAAUGUGACAAACGAGGAAGGUUUUAUAAAACAAGGUGUCUGUUCAGGCACUGACCAAAGGAGUGUGUUGUCAUGGUAUGAAUAUAAUCAUGCUGUCAGUUUCUAAAUCAAUAGAAAGUUGCAAUUUACCAGUUAAAUUUUCCUACUGAUGUACAGUAUUAAUUUUUUUCACAAUUACAACAUUUGUUUAGAAUUAAAUAUCAAUAAAAUAUUUAAAAAAUAAAAAUGUAUAUAUUUAAAUAAAAGAUGCGUAAAAACACAUCGCUUGUGCUCCGUUAAAACGACUUUUCCCAUUAGAGUACACCUUCCAUUUUGAUGAGUUCAUCCUGCUUACCAGACUUACAGUAACACUAUUGCUUAAAGUGGUUUAUAUAUUAUUUUGCAGGUCCGGAUAUGGCGAACGUAGACAAUUUGUCUGGUGUAAAUUAUGUCACUAAUGGCGUAAAUGGUCUUGUAAUACCAGAGAAUGCACCUGAGAAAAAUGAAGAUAUUUUCCCCGAAGGAGUAAACAUUCUGCAACUUCCAGAUACAAAUCACUUGGAAAAGAAAGAUGUCCGUGUUGUAAAAACAUCGCGUAAGAAGAAAGUGCGACCACCUCGUGAAGACUUCCAGACAUUUGAUCGUAUGUAUGCAUUAAGUGAAGACUACCUUGGCAGUGGUUCUUACUCCCAUGUGUUUGUAUGCAAGAGAAUAACGACUGGUAAAAAAUAUGCAGCUAAAAUUAUCGAUAACGAUCACGCCAUACCUCGAGAUAGAGUCAUAAACGAAGUUGAUCUCCAUCAUUUAUGUCGAAAACAAAACAAUAUUUUAAGCUUGGUACAUUUCUUUGAAGAAAGUUCAAGGUACAUAUUUGUGUACCCUGUUAUGAAGGGUGGAUCUUUACUCAGACAUAUUGAAAGAAAGGUGCUGUUCACGGAGUCUAAAGCCAGAGAAGUGGUGAAAGAUUUAAGUACGGGAUUAAGUUUUCUGCACAAACAUGGUGUUGCACAUCGAGAUUUGAAACCUGACAAUAUCCUGUGUGAUAAUGAAGAAACCAUCACUCCAGUUAAGAUCUGUGAUUUUGACCUUGCUAGUGGCAUUGGAUCAUGGACAAAACCUGUAUCGACCCCAGUUCUCCAAACCCCAGUCGGUUCAGCGGAGUACAUGGCACCGGAAGUGGUAGAAGCAUUCGUUAACGAAGAUGAAGCGACAUGUUACGAUAAACGUUGUGAUCUCUGGAGUUUAGGAGUGAUACUGUACAUCAUGUUAUCAGGUCAUCCACCAUUUUACGGCAAUUGUGGUGAAGAUUGUGGUUGGGAUAGCAAUGAAGCAUGCGAUGAAUGUCAGGACAUGUUACUGAACAGCAUCCAAGGAGGUCGUUAUAAACUGUCAGGUGCUGAGUGGAGCCACGUCUCUCGUGAGGCUAAGGAUCUUAUCUCACACCUACUAGUCCGUGAUGCAUCACGACGCUAUUCAGCAGAUACAGUACUCAAUUGUGCAUGGAUUACACAGGAAGGUUCCAAACAUGACCCCAGUGGAACACCAGUUCAAUCGCCACGUGUUAAUUUUGAUGUAUCAUCUUUCCUAGACGAAGCAAAUGCAGCCAGUCGUACGUUAGCUGAACAUGCGAACCUUGCCAGUAAAAGCGACAAAACUGGAUUGUUUGGUACCUUUGGUUUGUCUCCACCUGGCAAUUCAUCCUUGGCAAAACGUCGAGCUUGCAAGUCAAAUAUAAAAUAUUGAUGCCCCUGUUCUACCAAACAUACUUUUUACUAGAAUUGUUGUGUAUAUUUGUUAUGACGGAUUAACUUAACCUGCGGGUGAGCCUGCACUCGUUCUUUGUAAGAAAGACAUACAACUUUGAGUUUUAGUACUUUUUUUAAACUUUCUUUAUAUCGAUAUGCAUUGUUUAAUUAAUAGCCUACGUACAGACCGUUACCACUACUCUAAUUGAAAACAAUCUACCAUGUGAAUUCAUAGAAACAGAACUAAUCAGCUAAGUACUGUAGCUAACGGAUAUUUUUGAUAUGCAUUGAGUUGCCAUUGUCACUAAACUGUAAUGUUGCCAUUGUCACUAAACUGUAAUCACCUAACGAAUGUGUAUGCCUGUUGCCACCUAAUCCAUAUUUCAGCUAACUCACACGCCCAGAUACCAUUGUUCUGAUAAUUUAGCGUAAAAUAGAAUGGAUAUAAUAAGCAACAUUUAAAUAUAAGGGAGUGAAUUGGGUGUCAACGGGCAUAAACAAUUUCUCGAUAAAGCCAUAAGUGAAAGAGACCUCAAUAUAUUUUAAUAUCUAAAUACUAUUACAUCUAAUGUUUUAAAUAAAACCACUCCUCUUACUUCACACUACUGUCCAAUUAUAAAUGUUCGUCUGGAAUAUGACAGCAUGGAUUUUUUUCAUAAAAUAUUUUACCUAUGUUAAUGUAUUUAUACCAAUAUCGACGAUAUAUUUUUAUCUAUGUUCGGUAAUAUUUUCUCAGGGCCGUAUCCAUACAUAGGAUCUAGCAACAUGCAGGAAGCUCAUAAUUAGAAAAUACAGUAGCUUAAACUUUAAAGGCAGUUUCUACAAAGUUACAAUGUUAAGUGUAAAUACAGAUUCGAACAGCUGCCACGCUUUUUGAGCUUUAAUUUUUUCGACCACAAAUCAACCACGACAGCUUAUUGUAUAAUACGACGUACACUUGAUCCGCCAUACACUCACUCCAUGUAGCCUUUUUACUAUUCAAUAUUUAACAAUUAUUGAAUGAGAUUGAGCACGAUAUGAAGAAUUAUCAAGUCCGAAGUUUGCCGUUAUCAACCGAAGCCGAAGGCUGAUAACGGCAAACUGAGGGCUUGGUAAUUCUUCAUAUUGUGCGAAAACCGAAUUCAAUAAUUGUUUUAUUAUUUAUUUAAAAAAUUCAAAACAAACAUUUGUAUUUUAUUUGUAUUAAGAAAAAAACAAUUCCUUAGUUCUUCGGCAGCCGUCGUUGCGUCAUAUCAAUGGCGUCAGCGAGUCAAUAUGAUUCUCGUCGUCAUAGUAAUAUGGCGCAAGCGCGUCCAAAUUUUUUUCAUAUUGACUUUUUGACGUCAUUUUGCUAAUAUGAAUGAGAAAAAUCCGUAUUUGGUUAGCCAUUGAGUUGAUAUGACAAUUUCACAGUUGGCUGUUAGCCAAUCAGAAACCAGGAUUUUUUUAAAUAAAUAAUAAUAGUUAUUCAAAAUUCUCAAGUAGACAGUUUACUAUUUCGACAUAAAUGCUUGCAGUCCAGUAAUUGCUCGACCAAGAAUCAAUGCAUGAACGUCAUGAGUUCCU
Messenger RNA from Paramuricea clavata, 8409 nucleotides. NCBI's taxonomy places the organism in Eukaryota, Metazoa, Cnidaria, Anthozoa, Malacalcyonacea, Plexauridae. The record is from the annotation of a GenBank genome assembly.